UCAUCUUCAAGACACACAUUCAGUAUCAACAGUCCGACGUAUCAGGCAGAGACCUCUUGGAAACUGGAAGACUUCACUUCAGGGGUGACGUGUAAAACAUUCACACCCGAGCAAGAUGCCCACAGACUGAGUCCAACUGUGACAUACACAUCGCAGGCCUCGCCUUUCAGCCCGUUAAGUGCAGGGGCCUCUUAUUACUCCCCAUCUCAGUCAUCCCCAUCGCACAGCGUCACACAUUCACCCCGCCAGUCAUCAUUGACGUGUUCACCUGCAUCCAGCAGUGACAGUCCGAACUGGUCACUCGCCAGCUCUGAAAGCACCAGCCUGGCACAUUCCAACAGAAGUUUCAGCCCCACGUACCACUCGCCGAACCGUUCACCGGCGUCGCCUGGUUAUCAGAACCAGUUCAGUCCUCUCAGCAAUUCUUUUCCAUCUUCUCCCAGCUUGCUUUUUGAUGAGCGGGAGCCAGAGAGCCCAGUCUUCAACUCACAGAUGUCUCUGUUGGGUCAGACGGCCAGCCAAGAUUAUGCAACUCCCCCAGGAGAAAGGUCACAAAACAGAACUGAAAAUGACUUAUACCAUUCUCAAGACGACUGUUGGGUUGAUUCAUCUACAAGCAGCUCAAAGUUCCAGGUAGUUCCACUCAAGACUGACUUUAGCAUGCUUGUCAACCCGGUGUAUUCUGCUUCAGAGGAUGAGGAGGAUGAAUCUGAA
Molecule: messenger RNA, 714 nt
Organism: Lymnaea stagnalis (great pond snail)
Lineage: Eukaryota; Metazoa; Mollusca; Gastropoda; Lymnaeidae
Source: the annotation of a GenBank genome assembly